This is a messenger RNA of Ruditapes philippinarum (Manila clam), 318 nucleotides long. Its product is annotated as fibrocystin-L-like. The transcript has 4 exons. The record is from RefSeq and is a predicted model, not a curated record. Bases 1 to 318 code for a protein of 105 amino acids. Lineage: Eukaryota; Metazoa; Mollusca; Bivalvia; Venerida; Veneridae.
AUGACGGAGGAGGAUCACUAUGUCAAGGUCAAGGUCGACGGUGAUGUUGUUGCAGACAGUGACCUGUGUGGCGGUGAUCCGACCAGCUUCAAGUGUACUUUCAAGCCACAGUCUAAAUACACCCCGACAAUAGAAACAUUUACACCGCAAUCUGGAAAACCAGAACUAUUUCUAUCAAUGCGAGGAAAGCUUGUCAGUGACAGAUAUGGAAGUAAUAUGGCAGCGGCGACUAAUCUGAAAUCCGAAAAACUUCUUAGAGUAUAUGCCGGCCCACAGGAUUGUGGACUGAAAGAUGGCGACACAUUGUAUGUAUUGUAA